AUGAACAUAAAAAAUUGGUGGAUAUUAGCUUCAGUGUUGCUGGUUUCAGCAAACGCGGGCCGCUAUGACCUAGGUCCUCAACAUUUUUACGAACAUUCCCCGCCUCCUCCACAGAUUGUGCCAAAUUAUGAAACAAAGGAUGUUGUUUUAUAUUUAACACCUAGACAAGUUCAGGCACUCGAAGCGGGUGGAGCUAUAGUAAGACCACAAGAAAACGAUUCUGAACAAUUAUAUCCAGCCGAAACUGGACAAGAAGUUCAGGAACAAGAAGAAGAAUCUGAGCAAAGCCAUGAUAAAGAAACAGAAGAAAAUUUAGGUGACCAGAAGCUAACAGACGUUACAGAGCUUGAAGAAAUUUUCAGAAUCCUAAAUAAACAAAUUGAAGAAGAUGCUAGAAGAAUUCAUGGGGACAGUUACAGUGGACAAAUAUCACAAACAGAGAACGGAGAAGAAUUAGAAGAGGAAGAUGAAAAAGUGGAACCAGAGGAAGAAAAACAAACAGGAGAGCAGGAUGAAGUCUAUCAAGAAGAAAAACAAAUUGGUAACGUUCGGAAGAUCCCUUCAAGAUUUGGAGUUCUUCAAAGAUAUCGCUUGGAAAAAUAUUUUACACCGUCAGUUUCAAACAUAAAAAACCAGCAACAGAAUGAUGAUGAUAUACGCUCCCUGACCUCCGAUAGAAAGUCGAACCGUUUCCCAGAAGUAGAUAAAAAAUCUGAAAAUCACGAAAACGGCAUUAAGAAUAAUAAAAAUAGGUUGCAAGAUAAGUAUAAAGUAAUUCCUGUUGAAGAGGAAUCUCAAGAAGAAAAUAAGCAAAAGCUAAACGUAGACCUUGGACAGGAGCAAUUAAUUAAGUUACUUAGUUCCGUAUUAGAAAAUAAUAAGGUCGUGCAGUCUAUCGCACAGCAUAGAGAACAGUUGGUUCAAAAAGAAUUACAAUUACAUAAAGGACUUCAGGAGCUAAAGGCGGCGCCUAAACAUCACCAACGAAAAUAUGAAACUGAAAUCGAAAGGCUGAGAGCAAAUUUAGAAGCACAAAAUGCACUUGAGACGGCUGAAGCUUUAGCUAGGUCACGCCGCAUCUCCCCUAAAGGAGGAUUCAAUAAAAAUAAUUUCGAAUUGGAUAAUGGCAACCGUGAAAGUUUACCAUCACCACUAAGGAGUUUUGAAUUAAGGGGUUCGCAACAAUUAGUACCAUAUAAGAUAUUGACACCUAUUUCAGGCCCGGUAGUCAAAAGCUCUAGAACUGUUCCAGUGAAAAUAAAUAAACAAAUUCCUGUUAGCAGUAAUCCCAAAGAGUUAAAAAUUAUUCGCCAUUUACGAUAG
Manduca sexta (tobacco hornworm) is the source of this 1323-nucleotide messenger RNA. Its product is annotated as conglutin beta 5. Lineage: Eukaryota; Metazoa; Arthropoda; Insecta; Lepidoptera; Sphingidae. The record is from RefSeq and is a predicted model, not a curated record. The transcript is spliced from 2 exons. The coding region runs from base 1 to 1323 and encodes 440 amino acids.